Molecule: messenger RNA, 213 nt
Organism: Neomonachus schauinslandi (Hawaiian monk seal)
Lineage: Eukaryota; Metazoa; Chordata; Mammalia; Carnivora; Phocidae
Product: SEM1 26S proteasome subunit
Exons: 1
Coding region: 1-213 (70 amino acids)
Biological process (GO): mRNA export from nucleus; double-strand break repair via homologous recombination; proteasome assembly
Cellular component (GO): proteasome regulatory particle, lid subcomplex; proteasome complex
Source: RefSeq, a predicted model, not a curated record
AUGUCAGAGAAAAAGCAGCCGGUAGACCUGAGUCUCUUGGAGGAAGACAACGAGUUCAGGGAGUUCCCUGAGGAAGACUGGGCUGGCUUAGAUGAAGAUGAGGAUCCACAUGUCUGGGAGGAUGAUUGGGAUGAUGACAACGUAGAUGAUGACUUCUCCAGUCAAUUAGGAGCUGGACUACAGAAACAUGGGCAUGAGAUGGAGACCUCAUAG